Molecule: messenger RNA, 2981 nt
Organism: Myotis myotis
Lineage: Eukaryota; Metazoa; Chordata; Mammalia; Chiroptera; Vespertilionidae
Gene: ZFAND5
Product: zinc finger AN1-type containing 5
Exons: 6
Coding region: 778-1491 (237 amino acids)
Molecular function (GO): DNA binding; zinc ion binding
Source: RefSeq, a predicted model, not a curated record
CUAAAUUCCAUAGAUUUCUUGCAGUUUUUGGGGUUUUUUUAAUUACAUUUGAGGCUGGAGAGUUUCAGUUGCAUGCCAGGUUUUGGAGUUUUGUUGGUUUGUUUUUUGAAGCUAUGGAUUAGAAGCCAAAACAAGAAAAAUAAAUUUCACUUAUACAUGAUAGAGCUGACGCAUAAUGCUCAAGUUUCUAUCAACUUUAAAGGUACUAAGUAGUAGUGGUACUGUAUUUUUCUAAAACAUUGCCAAGUAGGAGGAAACCAUAGUACCUUUUGGCAACCCCCCCUACUCCCCCCCCCCCCAAAGAAAAAAUACCACUAAACAUAACUAUUCUUUCUGCCUUGAUGCUCUCUCCACUGUGCUUGGUUUUUAUAAACAACCCUGACCAUUUUGGCUUCAGAGUGAUUAAUGAUGCCUGCUUGCAUCUUCUAGAUUGAAUUUGAGAUUGUUCGCUAACCCUCCCUAUAUUAGAGAAAAACUAUAGCAGCCUAAAUGGGAUCUUUUUGUUUUGUUUUCUUAUUAUAUUAGAUGUGUGAAGGCUGCAUCCUUAGGUUUUGGGGUUGUGUAGGAGUUGGCAGGCUCUGGGAUAUAAAUAGAAGCUGAUUUCAGAGGCCCCUGUUGACUAGGCUUUAUGUGAGAUCCUCCAUCCAGCUCAGCCUGUCACAUUGCAGCCUUGUGACAGGCUGAAGCGCCGCCCAUGUGAUCUAAGCUCCUGAGAAAUAUUAAGGCAAGCUGUGCACAUGUGAUGGCAUUUAAAAGCUGGGGGGAAUAGUCUACAAGAUGAGAAGCCAUCGAGAAGACAUACCCUGUUGUCUCAGAGUUGAAGACUAUAGUGAAUUGAAGCAGAAAAAUAUGGCUCAGGAGACUAACCAGACCCCAGGGCCCAUGCUGUGUAGUACAGGAUGUGGCUUUUAUGGGAAUCCUAGGACAAAUGGAAUGUGUUCUGUUUGCUACAAAGAGCAUCUUCAGAGGCAGCAGAAUAGUGGCAGAAUGAGCCCAAUGGGGACAGCUAGUGGUUCCAACAGUCCUACCUCAGAUUCUGCAUCUGUGCAAAGAGCAGACACUAGUUUAAACAACUGUGAAGGUGCUGCUGGCAGCACAUCUGAAAAAUCAAGAAAUGUGCCUGUGGCUGCCUUGCCUGUAACUCAGCAAAUGACAGAAAUGAGCAUUUCAAGAGAGGACAAAAUAACUACCCCGAAAACAGAGGUGUCAGAGCCAGUUGUUACUCAGCCCAGUUCAUCAGUUUCUCAACCUAGUACUUCUCAAAGUGAAGAAAAAGCUCCUGAGUUACCCAAACCAAAGAAGAAUAGGUGUUUCAUGUGCAGAAAGAAAGUUGGCCUUACAGGGUUUGACUGCCGAUGUGGAAAUUUGUUUUGUGGACUUCACCGUUACUCUGACAAGCACAACUGUCCAUAUGAUUACAAAGCAGAAGCUGCAGCAAAAAUCAGAAAAGAGAAUCCAGUUGUUGUGGCUGAAAAAAUCCAGAGAAUAUAAAUUACUACUUGUGAAGAGACUGAAACUUUGUUUUUAUUUUAAUAUAUCGUAGGAAAACAUUAAAGAGCAGAUGCAUGGCCAUUUUCCUUUGAUGUUCUCCAGAGUUUUACUUUAUACUACUUGUCUGUCUUAUAAUUGAUAUUUUAGGAUGUUUGGGUGUUUGUUACAGGCAGAAUUGGAUAGAUACAGCCCUACAAAAUGUAUAUGCCCUCCCUUGAAUAAAAUUGGAUGGAAAUCUGCAUAUCAAAUUGAAUUUCACAGAUAACAGGGACAAAAUUUAGCUCCCACGUGCCAAACAAAACAUGAAAUCUCUGCAUGUUUGCAGCAUAUCUGCCUCUUGGGAAUGUAUCAAGGUAUAAUUUUUGGCUAGUGUUAUGUGCCUGUAUUUUUCUAAAAAAAUGGUACACCAGAAAAGGACUGGCAGUCUACUUCUACCAUAGUUAAACUUCACUGUUAAUUUUCACAACAUGUUCUUUGGAAGCAGGAAGAAGGUGAUAAAAGAGGAUCAGAACUUCCCAUGAAACCAGUAUUUGAUGCCAUAUAUAAGCAUGGCUAAUUGGCCUAAAAGCUGGCAAAGACAUUCUGUGAAAGGUAAACAUUGCAACUGGUUAUGAGUAAAACCAUCAAGCAACAGGGUCUGGAGCUAUCUUUGAAGCUUAUUGUUGACCUGCACCAGAAGAUGUCUGCAUUACUUACUCAUUGCUAAAAAUGUGUAGCACAGAACUGCACUAGGAUUAAUUUGUUUACAAGAAGAAAUUAAAACUCUGCAUUUGGUUUUCACAUACAGUAGCUCUGUUGAGUAACAUGCAUCUGAAUUUUAAGUUGCAAAGGUAUCUGAACAGUUAAUUUUUCAUGUGCAUCUUUUGUUGAAUGUUUUGGUUGAAGAAAGAAUGUUUAGAGCUUUUUUAAAAGACUUCAGUUAAUGUAACUGUACCCUUCUGCAUGGAAAAUCAUAACCAACAUGGCUGCAGUAGACUUCUUAGUGGUAUCCAGCACCACUUGCAGAGGGCUGCUUUAUCAUAUUAAUUGUACUUGGGUAUAGGACUAGUGUUCUUGGGUGUGUUGCAUGGGCUGCAUUAUUUACAGCAUUGUACAAUAACAACUAGAAGAGGCAGUAUACUUCAUUGAUGCUUGUCUGGUAAUAUCACUUCUGUGUUAUAAUGGAAGGUUUUCUGUGAUAUAUGAAACUUGUGUUUUUUAUAUAUAAAUGAGUAUAGUUAGAUUAGUGUUGUGGUAAUGCCUGUUUUCAUCUGUAAAUAGUUAAGUAUGUACACGAGGCACUACUUCUGAUUUAUUGCAGUGUUCAGUCUUAGUUUUACUUUUGUUCUUAAAGCACUCAAUUUUGCUUUCAAAUCUUUGUACCUUAGUUCUGAGUUAGAUUUGCAGAUGUGUACAGAUAGUUCAUAUUUAUGUAUUGCACAUAAUCAUGCUACCCAGCAUUGAUGCUAUAUUGUAUUAUGUAAAUAAUAAAAGCCAUGUACAGAGGGAAA